Messenger RNA from Elgaria multicarinata webbii, 1883 nucleotides. Its product is annotated as Y+L amino acid transporter 2-like. Gene Ontology annotation, cellular component: membrane. Lineage: Eukaryota; Metazoa; Chordata; Lepidosauria; Squamata; Anguidae. Gene Ontology annotation, biological process: amino acid transmembrane transport. Gene Ontology annotation, molecular function: L-amino acid transmembrane transporter activity. The transcript has 10 exons. Bases 114 to 1640 code for a protein of 508 amino acids. The record is from RefSeq and is a predicted model, not a curated record.
AGACAGCUGCCUGCUUAGUGUCUGAGCUCACUGUUCCAUUCCUGGAGUUACAGCAGUUUUCGCCCUUAAACGAAGCAGGACAUCGGUGAUAUCAGGGUAAUGAUUAACUGAAGAUGACAGGCCCUUGGACAGCAUGUUGCAAUGAAAGGAUCACACCCAAGAAUGGAUUACAUGAAUUGGACUCAAUGGCAGAGAACAAGAAGGAAAAAAUGCAGAUGAAACAAGAAAUCACCUUGCUGAAUGGCAUUUCUUUAAUAGUAGGGAACAUGAUUGGUUCUGGGAUAUUUGUUUCUCCCAAGGGUGUUCUGAUGUACAGCGGUUCAUACGGACUGUCGCUCCUUCUCUGGGCCCUUGGCGGGAUCUUUUCAUUGUUCGGAGCGUUGUGCUACGCUGAACUGGGGACAUCCAUCAUUAAAUCAGGAGCAAGCUAUGCUUAUAUUCUAGAAGCUUUCGGAGGCUUUAUAGCCUUUAUCAGACUAUGGUCUUCUUUGCUCAUCAUCGAGCCAACAACUCAGGCGGUCAUAGCCAUCACUUUUGCUAAUUAUAUUGUUCAGCCGAUAUUUCCAUUCUGUGAACCGCCCUACGGAGCCGUUAGGUUGAUUGCGGCUGCCUGCAUCUGCUUCCUGACAUUUAUUAACUGUGUCAAUGUGAAAUGGGGAACCAGAGUUCAAGAUCUUUUCACAUAUGCAAAAGUUAUGGCCCUUAUUAUGGUAAUAGCUGUGGGUCUUUAUAAAAUUAGCCAAGGAAAAACAGAAAACCUCAAGGAGCCAUUUGAAGGUUCAACUACUGAUGCCGGAUUAAUUGCACUUGCUCUUUAUUCGGCCCUCUUUUCCUAUUCUGGAUGGGAUACGUUGAAUUUUGUCACUGAAGAAAUGAAAAACCCAGAAAGGAACUUGCCACUUUCCAUUGCAGUUUCAAUGCCUAUAGUGACUAUCAUUUACCUGCUGACGAAUGUAGCCUACUAUGUCGUGUUGGACGUGCCUGCUCUGUUAGCAAGUGAUGCUGUGGCAGUGACGUUUGGUAAUGAAACUCUUGGCCACGCUAAGUGGAUCAUUCCUAUUGCAGUGGCUAUGUCUUGUUUUGGAGGAUUAAACUCGUCAAUUAUCCCAGCUUCCAGGCUUUUUUACGUUGGAGCCAGAGAAGGACACCUCCCUAAUAGCCUGAGUUUGAUUCAUGUAAAAUGUUUCACACCUGUUCCUGCUCUUCUUUUUAAUGGUUUGAUGACUUUGAUUUAUCUCCUUGUGGAAGAUGUCUUUCUCCUGAUUAAUUACUAUUGCUUCAGCUACUGGUUCUUUGUUGGGUUAUCCAUUGCAGGACUUAUAUACUUAAGAUAUACCCAGCCAGAUAUGCCAAGGCCCAUUAAACUCAGCCUCUUCUUUCCCAUUGUAUAUUGCAUAUGCAGCGUUUUCCUAAUCAUAAUUCCACUCUACAGUGAUACAAUCAAUUCCCUUAUUGGAAUUGGCAUAGCACUCUCUGGAAUUCCUGCUUAUUUUUUGGGAGUCUACUUACCAGUUGAAAAAAGACCCUUUUAUCUUCAGUGGCUUUCUGCUACAACCACAAAGUAUGCUCAGAUGGUGCUUUGCUGCUGUCUGACAGACCUGGACACUGAAACAGAAACGUCAGAAACCAAAGCCAAGUAGAGUCAUGUUGGCAGUCUCUGCACUUGAAGCAUCCAUGUAGCUGGAACUACUGCUUUGUGCUCUUGGGCCAUAUACCAAGCCAUGCACAACUGUGCUGUGCGUCAUUCUGAUGUUUCUUACUCUGUGCUACAUCAUUAGCCUUUCCUUUGCCUGAUUACCAGUUUGGGAGGACUUCUUCAUGCUGAUUCAAUAGCUGGUAAUUAUACGCUGUUUGAAAGAAUACAAAGUGCAUUAUAUAGAAAC